UGUAAACGUCACUAAAAGUGCCUGUAUCUAAUAACGACGUUCUAUUUAUUACAAAACAUUAUUAUGGUUUAAUUUGUACAACAAUUGAGUAUUGUUUGACAACACUAUUGUGAUAAGUUAUUGUGCUGUGCUAUUAUUAAAUUGUCUAAUGUUUUCUCAAUAUGAACUGGUUCGACACUUCGGGUUUGACGAGCUUAGCUAAAAAUGCACUAAAAGAGGCUCAAAAGACUAUUGAUAAAGCUUUGGACAUUCAGGAUGAUAGCGAAGAGGAGCAGGAGGGUGCGUCUUCGAGCCCUCCGUCGGCUAAAAGUUCCCCAGAGGCCGGAUCGAUCCCACAAAAAGAUAGCAAUGAUUUCUUUUCUUCGUGGGGGCUCACCGUCAGUGCAGAAGGUGAUACAGAUAGCCCAAUUAAAGAGCAGCCUGUAGUAACGGAGAGCCCAUCAAAAGCGAAUUCGCAAAGCCUUUGGGGCUCCUUUGCAGGAUCGUUUUUUGAGCAACCUAAAACUGAUGAUAAUACCAUUGUCCGCCCUCCUAAAGCGAAGUCAUUAAACGUUAUAUGUGAUAAAUACGACAGCCAAGAUGAUUUGUUUUCCAAGAGCCAGUUAGUAAUGUCUGAUGGGUCAGAAUCUUUGGAUCAAAAGAAAAAUACUAAAUCAGAAGAUAGACGUAAAUCAUCACUAAGCAAUGCUCUUUCAUUUGUAUCAAGUAGAAAUAGUUCAGAUUCAGUAGAAGUUUUGUCACAGAGCUUAAAAACAACACCCGAUUCCGAAGCAGCCUCUUAUCAAUCUGCCUCACAAAGUAGUAGUAUGGGCUUGAAACCUAAUUCUGAAUCUGUUGAAAUCUUACCUGAUAGUCUUAUCAGCCCGAGUUCUAUAGAAUGCCUCGGCUUUGAUAGUUACGCAAGUGAUAUAAACAGUAGUUCAUCUUCAAACUUAACUCCAACCGAAGGAUCUGAUAAGAAAUCAACUCCGAUCGGAGAGGGGACAGAAAAAGUAAGAACAGCGGAUAGUGUCAGCCUUGUAGCUGAUGAUGAUGAGGACACUAUGUCCUAUAAUUCCAUUUCUGAAUGCACUGCCCCUACAGUAUUGGAUACAGAUGAAAAACCAAUAAGUCCAUUUCCAAAAAUAGCGAGACUCGAUCAGAGGAAACCAGAAAGUAUCAUGUAUGUAGAGCAACCUGCCUCUCAGAGAAUGCAUAUCAGUGAGAAUUCGUCCAAUGAUGGAUCAUGGUCAGAUCGCACUUUGAAUGCUGAUAAUGAUAGUAUUACAUUAGAAAAUAUUAAUGAAGAAAAUAAAAAGGAAUGUGAAGAUAUGUCUAUGGAGAAAUUGAGUGAUUCAUCUUCCUUUUACAAUGUCAAUGUUACAGCUGAUAUGCUCAGAUCAGAAAGUUCUUUUGUGAACAUAGAGCGCCCAGUACACAGUCCUCCAGGAAGUAAUGAUUCUUCACAAAAAGACUGUAUAGUUAAAGAGAGAACUUCUCCUGUCAGUUCCGACAGUAAAAGUGACCUAGUUAAAAUAGGUUCAGAUCGUACAUCUGGCCAUACAUCAGGGGAUGAAAUCGAAACUACCACCUCAUCCGACAUUGAAAUCAUACCUAGCCCCAAUGGCGACAGUGGAAACGGCUGCAGAAAUAGCCCAGGGAAGUAUGGGUUCAAACAUAAAAUGGAUGGAACAACAUCACCCAACUUAGUUGAUUUAGUACUAGGAAAGAAUUUAGCUACAAAAAUUCGCGGCCACAACAGAGAGUUGUCCGAUGCUUCCAUUAAGAGUAAUAUGAGUGACGAAAGCCAAGGUUCAGAAAACGAAAGACUUAUGCGCCGUUUGAGUGAAAUGGCAGAAAUUUUAGAUGCCAGAGAGAAUAGACUGAUGGAAGUUAGUAGAAAUAAUGCUGAAUUAGCCGAAUGUAAUGCUCAUCUCAAGUGUCAAAUGGAGAGUCUUAUGGCGAAACACGAAACCAGUGAUAUUAACACAAUUACGGAGGAUUACACUCAACGAAUGUCUGCACUUGAAAAGAAGUUCCAACAAGCUAUCAGAGAAAAGGACCAGCUCAGAAAGCAAUUAGAUAACCUUAAACAAGAAAUAUCAAGAAAAAGUUCAACAAGUACAGAAACGCUUUUGAAAGAGAAAGACGACAUGAUCGCGCAGUUGCAAGAGGAGGGGGAAAAGUUGGCUCGACAAGAGUUGCAACAUUCCAACAUUAUCAAAAAGCUAAGAGCCAAGGAGAAGGAUAAUGAACAAGUUAUUAAAAGUUUACGAGAUAAAAUAGCAGAACAGUCCUCCGAGCUAGACCGUAUGAAGCGAUCCCUCGCCGCCAAGGAGGAGUUGGAAGUUAGUCAGAUAGAAGCUGUUUAUCGACUCACUAAUGCCAAUAAGAAAAUGGAAACUGAACUUAAUGAGACGAAAAGCGCGCUAGACGACACUACCCAAAAGCUAGAAAGCGCGCGUACGUCACUCGACGCGGCCAGGAAAGAGAUAACCGAACUACAACGCAACACAGCUGAGCUUAACAAGUAUAGAACAGGGAACACGCAGCUCGAGGCAGCUCGUGAGCGUGCUGAGCGGCAAGCGGAGAUGCUGCGCCAUGAGCUGAGGCAGCUUAGGGCGGAGCGGGCGAGGGAGGAGCAGCGCUGGGUGAGCCGCGAAGAAGCGCUACGGCGGGAAGUGAGCGAGGCGAGCUUGGCGCGCGCGGCGAGCGGCGCCGAGCGGGACGCGCCGCCCGCCGCGCUGCUGGCCCAGCUCGCCGCGCUGCAGGCCGCCGCGCUGCACCACGAGCGGGCCCGCACUGCCGCCGCGCAGCGACUGGCGGAAGUGGAGACGCAAGCGGCGAAGGCUGUGGAACGCGAGCGGCUCGCGCGCGAAGAGAGCCAAGCGCUGCAGGAGCGCUUGAGUAUCGCGGACAGCUUGCAGCGCGACGCGCAGGCCAAGCUCGACAGCGUCACGCGCCACUGGCAGGGCGCCGUGCAGCGGCUGCAGCUGCUGGAGGGGCAGAGGGACAGCAAAAUCAAAGAAUUUGAGGAACUGAAAAAUGCUACAGAGAAGCAAAUAGAAGAAUUGCAAAAGAGAAUAACUGAGCUUGAACACUUAUUAGAAGAGGAGCGAACUGCUCUGGAUACUGAGCGAAAGAGAAAUACUAUAUUGCAGGAGCAGUUAUCGACGCGAGGUGACGUCUCACCUUCGCAGUCUGUGCUCUCUGAUACCUUGUCCAACUCUUUAUGGAAUGACGAUACAAGCACAGUGUCGAACAUGGGCAUCGGCGGGGGGAUGUGGAUCCCGCAGAGCAUCGGCGUGGGGUCGGGGGGUAUUGGGGGUGUUGGGGGUGCGGGGGUCGCGGGGGUGAGUGCCGCGCUGCAGGCCGAGAGAGAUGCGUUAAGGCAGCACGUGGCCUCGCUCACACAGCAGUUGGAGCACUCGCAGAGCGUGCAGGAGCAGUACGACGCGCUGCUGCAGAUGUACGGCGAGAAGGAGGAGCAGCUGGAGGAGCUGCGGCUCGACCUGCACGACGUCACGCAGCUCUACAAGGCGCAGCUCGACGAGCUCGUCGCCUUGCGCCUAAGGGACGCGCGGUAGAGCUGCGGCUCGACCUGCACGACGUCACGCAGCUCUACAAGGCGCAGCUCGACGAGCUCGUCGCCUUGCGCCUAAGGGACGCGCGGUAGAGCUGCGGCUCGACCUGCACGACGUCACGCAGCUCUACAAGGCGCAGCUCGACGAGCUCGUCGCCUUGCGCCUAAGGGACGCGCGGUAGUGUGACAACCCUAGUAUAGCUCCUGGAACAGUAUGCGUGACAACCCUAACAACAAACCAGCGUGAUAAUACAACUCACAUGUGACAGCCCUAACACGUGAUUCCACACAACGAGCUCGUAUAAAACACCAUAAAAUAAAAUUUAAACGUUACAGCCUGCUUCGGUUCUGUAUAUAAUGGCAAUAAAAUAUAUGAAGUACUAAAUUUGAUUGGAAUUUUAUAUAAAAGUAGAUACGUGUCUGACGAAAUCGCAUUUUAAUGUAACAUUUCUUACAUGAAAAAUCCUGUAAGUUAAUUUUUAAAUACCAGAAUUGAAUUUUGAAUUAAACUUGCUUAGUGCAUGGCUAUAUAAAACAGCCUUCUUUGCUCUCGUGUUUUAUUUUUACAGAAAAUUUAAAAUAUUAAAAAUUACAUUUUUCAAUAAAUCCACCUUAAUUUUUACAAGCAAUUUUAGUAUAAAUUAUGAUGUAUCUUCACACAUCUUUGCACUUUAUAAUUUUUUACCUUUUCGCAUUUUAGAAUUAAUGGCAAGUGGCAACCCUAUUGUAAGGUCUGUUUGAAGGGAGUUGAAAUAAUAUAUUCAUACCAAAAGAUAUAAAAUACAACAAAAAGACCUACCUUAAAUACGAGUUACGCAUGCAUAUAAUUAUCAACUUUCAUCAAAAAAACUACAACUAGAUGAUAGUAACAUAAAUUUUCUUUCGACCAAAUACAUAUUCUAAAAGUAUCGAGCAUAGAGUAGGGAGUUUUAUCAAAACCGAUAGUCUGAUAUUAUUCUAAAAUAUUUGCCGUCAUUUGUAGUUCGCUAGCAGUUUUAGCUAAUUUUAUGUAGAUAAUAGACAGCGAGUAGUGUAAUUUUGUUCAUUGUUACAUCACAAAAACAUUUAUUUCGACUCGUAGUUCCUCAAGAUGCUUAUGUUUGAAAGACCCGGAGUUCAAAUAUAAUUUUAUAAACAGAAAAUAAAAAAGCAUAUAAUUUUAUAGUCAAUAAUAUUACCUUUCGAUAUAGUAUAAGUUCCUAUAUAAUUAUUUUAUUUUAAAAUUGGUGCAUUUUUAUAUAAUAAAAAAUAUUAUGUUGUGUGGUAAAAUUGUACUUUAUUUGAGAAUUUAUGGUCUAAGAUCCGAACAUAAGGCGAAAUUCAACGGCGUGAUAAUAGAAUGAGACCAAUUUUAUAAUUAAUUUGGUCUAUUAAAAAAUGUAUUAAAAAUGGGU
This is a messenger RNA of Colias croceus (clouded yellow), 4956 nucleotides long. It is a transcript of the gene Tmf, whose product is annotated as TATA element modulatory factor. NCBI's taxonomy places the organism in Eukaryota, Metazoa, Arthropoda, Insecta, Lepidoptera, Pieridae. The coding region runs from base 162 to 3566 and encodes 1134 amino acids. Gene Ontology annotation, cellular component: Golgi apparatus; endoplasmic reticulum. The transcript is spliced from 10 exons. The record is from RefSeq and is a predicted model, not a curated record.